Scatophagus argus is the source of this 4058-nucleotide messenger RNA. RefSeq names its product peptidase domain containing associated with muscle regeneration 1b (gene pamr1b). Bases 70 to 3612 code for a protein of 1180 amino acids. Gene Ontology annotation, biological process: proteolysis. The transcript is spliced from 14 exons. The record is from RefSeq and is a predicted model, not a curated record. Gene Ontology annotation, molecular function: serine-type endopeptidase activity. Lineage: Eukaryota; Metazoa; Chordata; Actinopteri; Scatophagidae.
AAGGACUGAAGGCCGAGGGAAGGUGAUGUCAGCUGAGUUCAGAAAGUAAACAGAGUUCCAGACUGCAGCAUGCUGUCUGCCGGACGAGGACUGCAGCUGGGGCAAACCCACAGGGGCAUGCACACUAUCCCCUGGACCAGCACCUUUAUCUCUGGGAAGGAGGGAUGGUUCCUCUACAUUUUCCCCUUCAUCCUUAUCUCCCUACCCCAUGGGACAGCCUGGCCCUACGAUUACAGGUAUUUGUACAACCAUUGCCCAGGCCCAGAGUGGAACGUUAUGUGCAGAGGCUGCUGCGAGUAUGAUGUGAUCCGCUGUAAAUGCCCCUUGCAGGGGACUCCGGUGGGCUAUGCUGUGCCCUGCUGCCGCAACGCCAUCAAUGAGUGUGACCCCUGCAUCAUCCAUCCAGGUUGCAGUAUAUUUGAGAACUGUAAGCGUUGUAACAAUGGGACAUGGGGCCCCAGGGAUGACUUCUUCAUUAGUGGCCAAUACUGCGCUGAGUGUCGGCCUGGCUGGUCUGGUGGAGAUUGCAUGAGGUGUGGAGGAGUGAUCCACAAACGGCAGGGCCACUUGGUGCUGGAGAGUUACCCAAACAACGCUCGGUGUGAGUGGACUAUUCAGGUGGACCGUCCCUUUACCAUAGAACUCAGGUUCAUGAUGCUGAGUUUGGAGUUUCACCAUUCUUGUCGUUACGACUUCGUGGAAGUCCGAGAUGGUGACAGCAUCAACGCGCGUGUAAUAGGUCGAUUCUGUGGGAACAACAGACCUGCCCCAGUUCAGAGCUCCGGCAACAGUCUGCACAUACUCUUUGUGUCAGAUGGUUACAAGAAUUUUGAUGGAUUCUUUGCCACUUUCCAGGAGAACUCAGCUUGCAGUUCCUCUCCUUGCCUGCAUGAUGGGACUUGUAUCCUGGACAGUUCUUACACUUACCAUUGUGCCUGUUUGGCUGGCUACACAGGGAAGAGGUGUGAAAAUGUGGUGGGAUGCCACAGGCCUCCAGUGCCCACCCAUGGAUCCACAGAGGGUUUGUUCCAUCACUCCGGGGCUCGCAUCACUUUCCGUUGCGAUCCUGGCUACGAACUGCGGGGGGUUCAUACUGCCAUCUGCCUGAGUGAUGGCACAUGGAGUGCUCCUGCCCCAGAGUGUGUGCCAGCGGAAAGAGUAUGUGCUUUACCAGCCAAGCCAGCAAAUGGGGACCACUUCUUGGUUUAUGGACCCAAUGAUGUCCUUAUUGCUCUACAGUACCUGUGCUACCAGCCCUAUGAACUCAGUGGAAACUCCCAGAGAACCUGCCUCCCCAACAACACCUGGAGUGGGACUCCUCCUGUUUGCACCCAAGUGAACAAUACCCUAACUGAAGCAGAAAAGGACAAAGACAAGGCAAAAGGAACAGAUAUAUACAGUGACAAAGACAUCUCCAAAACUAAAGAAAAAGGUCAAGAGAACACAGCUGGAGAAAAAGAAAGUGCUGGGGGGAAAGACUUUGGGCACAAAAAUACAACAGGAGUUGAAAGAGAAGAUAAAUACACUGGUACCAUUCCAGAGAAAACUACGUCUGAGGGUAGGAAUGAAGAAGAGCCUGAGGAAAGCAAUACUGGGUCAGAGAAAUCCACUGCAAGCAGCAAAGACAAAGUGGAUAGUAAAAGCCCAGACAGCAGCCUGAAUACAGUUGAAAACAAAGAACCUGAGGUAGGAACAACACCUGAGAAAAAACAAGACGGCCUAGACACAAACUUUGAGAAAGGAAAGACUGAUAUCACAGAGAUAAUUGUGAUAAAGGACAAAGGACAAGAAGAGAACGAAAGGAAAGAGAAACAAGUGAAUGGAAAAAGAGAUCCAGAUAAAGUCGGCCCAAAUGAUACCAAGCUGAGGACGGUCAAAACUGAGAGUGAAAACACAGUGGAGAUUUUUGAACUGGAAAUGACAAAGAACAACACAGUUGUACUUGAUACAAAGGACACAAAGAGAGAAAAUAAUAGUGUUAGUUCUUCAGACCCAGGAGGGAAAAUCAUUUUCACUAAAGUCAACAUUACACAGUACAGAGCAGGAGGUGAGGAAAGUGGGAAACCAAAAGAAAAACUAACAACUAAAGAGGACAAGACAAAGAAGGUUUCUCCUGAAAAAACACAGGAGGAGUCGGAGGAGCAGAGGGAGGAAAAAGAAAAAGAAAAGGAGAAAGAAGCCAACCAAAGCUUCACCGAGAAAGGCUGCCCACCACUGCCUCGCCUGUAUCAUGGCUACCACCAGCUGGUGCCCGGGCUGGAGCCUGAAACAGUGCAGUUCUUCUGUAACCACUCCUACGCUCUCAGUGGUGAUGCUCAACGUACCUGUCAGCCAGAUGGUACCUGGAGUGGCAACCAGCCCCUCUGUGUCAGAGCAUGUCGGGAGCCCAAAGUGUCAGAGCUGGUUAGACAAAGAGUCCUGUCGCCCCAGGUACCAUCCAGAAAGACACCUGUGCAUAAGCUCUACUCCUCUGGGCUUGGACGACAUCUCCAGUCAGGCAGCCCAACUAAAGGCCCCACAGUGCUUUCCCAGUUGCCCCAGGGCUUUCACCACCUUUACACACAUAUAGAGUAUGAGUGUGCCUCUCCACUCUACCAGCACUAUGGGAGUUCUCGUCGCACUUGCUUGAAGACUGGGAAAUGGAGUGGACGUCAUGUGUCCUGUUCACCAGUGUGUGGGAAGCAUCCAACCUUUGACCCAGAGAGGCCAGCAGAGGCUCACUGGCCUUGGCUGGCAGCCAUCUACCGCCGUUCCACCAACGGAGCUGAGACAAAGGUGACCAAGGCAGACAGCCAGCUAGGGUCUCUCAAGAGGGACGACGAAGCAGGAACUGGCAACCACAAUCAGGCCUCUGACUGGCAGCUAGUGUGCAGCGGUGCUCUGGUGAACCAAAGGAGUGUGGUUGUUGCAGCGCACUGUGUGACAGAACUGGGGAAGGUGUAUCCUUUGGAUGCAGCCAAGAUCAAGGUGGUGGUGGGGAAGUACUACCGUGAUGACCACAGGCAAAGUAAAGGUCUUCAGCACCUGAGGGUGGCCUCCAUUGCUGUUCAUCCAAACUAUGACCCCCAUAUUCUUGACUCUGACGUGGCUGUGGUCAAGUUACUGGACAAAGCAAGGAUCGGGGACAAGGUCCUGCCCCUAUGUCUCUCAGACAGUCAGGAAGAAGAGGUGACCGCUGAACAAGGGCUUGUUACAGGCUGGUCUCUACUGCCUGGAUCAAGUUUAGGUCCUGAUGAGAAGGCAAGGGUUGGACUUGUUCACCUUGCUCAUGUAGUCCCAUGUGAGCAGCAGUAUGCUCGUAACGGUGUGCCAGUGAGUGUCACAGACAAUAUGCUCUGUGCCAGCCAGAAGCCUGACUAUGGACAGUCUAACAUAUGUCCCUCUGACACGGGGGGAAUCCUUGUGCUCCCUGCCCUCUCUGAAUACCAAGCCAGCAACAACCAGAAGUCAUCUCUAAGCUUCACAGAGGUAAAGGGGGAGAACAAAGGGUUGUGGAGACUUCUGGGACUGGUGAGCUUUGGCUAUGACCAAGGAGAGUGUGAUCCUGAGCUCUACACUGUCUACACACAUGUAGCCAACUUCAAAGACUGGAUAGAAAGCAAUAUGAAAUGAAAAUCCUACUGUCUGACUCACCUUGUCCUUCCUUAUGCUUCUAAAUAUUUAAAUGCCUUUAUAUCUUCCAUCCUUCUCCCUUACCUCUUUGUUUUAUGCACAAGGGCAUUUUCUUACUCAAUGCAGAGGCACUGGAAAACACUGUACACCACAGUGCUCUAACUGAAGGGGGUGCUAAAACAUUAGAUGUGCUGGGCAUCGACCUUUCAUCAUAAGACUAUAGUGUUCAGGUCCCUCAGCCAGAGGUUACAGACUUGAAAAUGAUCAGAAAAAAUCACCAUCAAGCCUCUUGAUGAUGUGGUUUGAAUUGUACUCAUUGGUAUGUAUAUAUGUUGUAACGUAUUGAAUUAUUCUAUCAGUUCAUAUGUCGAAGAAGAUGUACAUAUUGUAUUGAAAGACAAAAAAAUCAUGAGGUUUUUAAUUAAAGAAAAUGUGGAUGUGGUAAA